Messenger RNA from Aphanomyces astaci, 735 nucleotides. RefSeq lists its product as hypothetical. The record is from RefSeq and is a predicted model, not a curated record. Lineage: Eukaryota; Oomycota; Saprolegniomycetes; Saprolegniales; Verrucalvaceae. The transcript is spliced from 5 exons. Bases 1 to 735 code for a protein of 244 amino acids.
AUGGCAGGUUCAAACCCAUCCUUGCCCAUUUGCCACAUCCUGGCACACACCGUAGCUAUCCAUGCGGGCGGCGGAGCAGCCAUCAACCUCCAAGUGACAUUCCAACUGGGCGACCAGAAGCCCUUUGGAGACAGAGACGACGAACCAGCAGUGGCCUUCCGCAUCACCUUUAACUGUAGCGUAGACCAUCUCGAAGGGUUUGCAGCCGACAACGUCAAUGCCUUGAACGCCGGGUUGGAGGACGAAAGCAAUAUCAUUGUCGUGUUCAAACCUGAUAAAGGCGAAGUGUAUGCGGCCUCGUGGAGCGACGCCAUCUUGCAAGUGGACGUGUGUCACCUCGAAGACGAUGAAGAUGAUGUGAAUGAAGGAGACCCGAGUCGUGGGGCUGUGUAUUCACACUGCGGACCGCGCGAGUCGACAAUAUGGCUCCAUGAACGACAACAUUCGUACGAGUUUGGACCGUUGGCGGUGGUUCAACUCGAGCCAGACCAGCUUGAAAGCGAAGUGGACGAAGGCGAGCCCAGCAUCUUGCUGCGGUCGGACGCCGCCUUGGCCAACGUCGUGAUGUGUGCCGAGUCGCUGGAAAUUGCAAGGGACUACAACGUGCAUUAUGUGAUCGAGUGGCUGGAAGACCAAAAAUGCCUACCACAUGGCACCUCGUAUGUGAUUGCGGCAGUCGACGCCACCGGUGCCACGAUUGAAGCGCCGUUCUUCCCCCUGUUUGCGUACCGUUAA